Mus caroli (Ryukyu mouse) is the source of this 1996-nucleotide messenger RNA. It is a transcript of the gene Vapb, whose product is annotated as VAMP associated protein B and C. NCBI's taxonomy places the organism in Eukaryota, Metazoa, Chordata, Mammalia, Rodentia, Muridae. Gene Ontology annotation, biological process: endoplasmic reticulum membrane organization. The record is from RefSeq and is a predicted model, not a curated record. Gene Ontology annotation, molecular function: FFAT motif binding. Gene Ontology annotation, cellular component: endoplasmic reticulum membrane; plasma membrane.
GCGUGCGUCGGGGCGUGCGUGGGUACGUCGUGCGUGCCGUGAGCUCGCCCGGCACCGCGGCCUCGCCCUCCGCCCCUGCGCCCCGCCACCCAGGCCGCCGCCCCCCGCCCGCGCCGUCGCCCCCGACGGGGAGGACCAUGGCGAAGGUGGAACAGGUCCUGAGCCUCGAGCCACAACACGAGCUCAAGUUCCGAGGUCCCUUCACUGAUGUCGUCACCACCAACCUAAAGCUUGGCAACCCAACAGACCGAAAUGUGUGUUUUAAAGUGAAGACCACAGCACCUCGCAGGUACUGCGUGCGGCCCAACAGUGGGGUCAUUGAUGCCGGGGCCUCUCUCAAUGUGUCUGUGAUGUUACAGCCUUUCGAUUAUGAUCCCAAUGAGAAAAGUAAACACAAGUUUAUGGUUCAGUCUAUGUUUGCUCCACCUGACACUUCUGAUAUGGAGGCAGUAUGGAAGGAGGCAAAACCGGAAGACCUUAUGGAUUCAAAACUUAGAUGUGUGUUUGAAUUGCCAGCAGAAAAUGCUAAACCACAUGAUGUAGAAAUAAAUAAAAUUAUACCUACAAGUGCAUCCAAGACAGAAGCACCGGCAGCUGCAAAGUCCCUGACAUCGCCCCUCGAUGACACAGAAGUAAAGAAGGUGAUGGAAGAGUGCAGGCGGCUACAGGGGGAGGUGCAGAGGCUUCGGGAGGAGAGCAGGCAGCUCAAGGAAGAAGACGGACUUCGGGUGAGAAAGGCGAUGCCGAGCAACAGCCCCGUGGCGGCUCUGGUGGCCACCGGGAAGGAGGAGGGCCUGAGCGCCCGGCUGCUGGCCCUGGUGGUUCUGUUCUUUAUCGUUGGUGUCAUUAUAGGGAAGAUUGCCUUAUAGGGGCCGCAUGCGAAGGAUGGCAGGUUGGAUUGACGGAUCUACCACACCAUGGGAUUCAAAUUUAUCAUAACCAUGCGUAAAAAGAAAUUAAUGUAUGACGGCAUCUCACAGGUCUUGCCUUUAAAUACCCCUCCCCAUGCACACACAAAUGCACACACAAAUAUAGCAUAAUAUAAUGAUCUUUUAGAAAGUUAAAAAUGUAUAGGGAAUGGAUGGGGAAAGAAUGGUCUGUUGCCGUAGGACGGGCCGUGAUUAACCACAGUGGCAUCUUGUAGCUGUCACGCUCAAUUCGGGUAGGCCUGGGCACGUGUUGCUAGAUCACUCUUAAAGCAAGAAGCUCCUCCUCGCAUGUUGGGGCUGGCCCGUGGGCGCGGGAGUCCUGCAAGGUGGGGUGAGUUGUCUUUUCUUACCCACGUGGCUUCCCCAGACCUGCUGUUCUGUCCAGGCAUCGUCUCCUCAGGCCUACAGAGCUGUAGGUGCCAAAGUGCAUUGCACAGCGGCCACAUCUCGUGUACCUGUGGGUUGUGCGGGAGAGACAUGAGUGGACCAGCGGGUCCAACACAGGGAAAUCCAAGUCUGUGCUCUGUUCUCUUGACGGGACCAAGCUAAAUUACCGCUGGUUCGAGUCGUGAACCGAGUUGUUCUCGGAGAUGCACACGUGACCUAUUUCAUCUCGGGUGUUCCUGCUGUCACCAGAGAACAGGCAGUGAGUGCUGCAGAUCUGCCAGUCAGGAGCUGCUGCUGUGGGCUCUGGAGGUCUGAGGGAUGGGGAGGGUCUGAGUCAGGAAGUGUUCUGUUGUAGGUCAGUAAGAGCUGUCCUGAGGAGGGGCGCUCUUUUUAACGACAGUCAGCUCUGGAUUACCCAGUCUUCUAGAUUGCCCUACCAUCCAUCCUUCUAAAACAUAGGCCAGCCUUGACCUGCCCUUCUCAGGAUGAGUGAGUCAGGCUGCAGAGGGUGAAGGGCAUAGAGGGGGUGGGGGUGGGGGAGCCCCUCAGCAAAUCCAUCUGCUGGUGAUGAAGAGUCCUGACUGUGAAUUAAUUUCAUGCCAUAAAAGACCGAUCCAGUUCUGCUCAACUAUGUAGCAUCUUAAAGGAAGAGAUUAAAAUAAAGCCCCAAAUUAAGAGUC